Molecule: messenger RNA, 270 nt
Organism: Ilex paraguariensis (yerba mate)
Lineage: Eukaryota; Viridiplantae; Streptophyta; Magnoliopsida; Aquifoliales; Aquifoliaceae
Source: the annotation of a GenBank genome assembly
AUGGCAAAUCUAGGCUCACUUCUAUUUUGCCUCCUAGUCCUAGCUAGCUCUCUGUAUCAGAGAGAGCUUGCCACAGCAAAACUCAUUUCCUCUUCAUUUAACCGUAGUAGUUUCCCACCUGGUUUUGCCUUUGGAGCAUCCUCAUCUGCCUACCAGUAUGAAGGUGCAGCAAAUGAAGAUGGGAAAGGCCCAAGUAUAUUCGACACCUUCACCCACAAAUAUCCAGAUUUGCAAUCUCGAGUCAAGCUUAAACAAGUAACAAUCCACUAG